AUGAAAAUGGUCGUCGGUAUCGCAGCAAUCGAACAGGCAAUUACAUGUAUGGCCUUGGAAAUUGCCACUUUUAGGAAUCCCAUUAACUCGAAAUUCAGGAUGCCCAACGAUGAAGCAGAGCAGGAUCGCAUGGACUUGGCCCAUAAUAUCUGGCUACUGCUCUUGAAGGGAGAACUUGAUAAAGCGCCCGUUAAAAAUCCGCAAAGAAUUUUGGAUCUAGGCACCGGGACUGGCAUCUGGGCCAUCGAUAUCGCGGGAUAUAUUUCCAUCCAACCUAAUGUUUUAGCGGCCACUAAUGAAGUCAAUUUUGAAGAAAGUUUCCUGGAGCUCAAGUCAUCGGAAACGAUAUCAGUGCCAUCCAACCGAGCUGGCUUCGAUUUCAUCCACGCACGCUUAUUAUCCGGAUGUGUGGUUGACUGGCCCAAGUUCUUUCGAAAUAUAUACGACCAUUUGAAACCAGGUGCAUAUUUUGAAAUUCAGGAAAGUGCUCUAUGGACAUGGAGUGAGGGUGAGUCUAUGCAUCCUGGUUCCCCACUUCUGCAGUACCUUACUGCUUUGGAGGUGGCGUCACACGGGGCUGGUAGAUACUUGAACGUUUACUACAAGCUUCGAGACUGGCUUAUUGAGGCGGGCUUCGAAGAUGUGCAGCAGUUUACGUAUUUUUUACCGUAUGCGCCAUGGCCAAAAGAUCCUCACUUGAAGGAAUUGGGAAGGUACCAGUUUGCUAUGGCGCAGCAAGCUGUUGAGUCAAAGCUUCGAAAGCUCAUUCGAGAUAUCGAGGUCUUAAUUGAUCCUGUUAUCACUAGGCGAGAAGCCGUUAAGGCUUCACAGACCAAGGUGCAAGAAGUAGAAUCUAAUGAUGAAGCAACGGAGCUCGGAUCGCCCUCUAUAGACUGGCUCAUAGAUGUGGCUAGCGAUCGCUAUGACCUGAUCACAUUAUUUCUGGGAAUGUAUGUAGCCACAUACGACACAACCGCUGAGGCGCUCUGCCACAUCCUCUCCGACCUCUCCGAGAAUUCUCAACUUACUGCUGACCUCCGUUCUGAGAUCAUCGAGGUUAUGGGAGACAAAGGACUUAAUCGGACAACACUGCAAAAGCUUCAUCUGAUGGACAGUUUUCUGAAAGAGAGUCAAAGAAUGCAUCCUGUCAGCUACGUAAUUCUGAGCUCCUCCAAUGUCUAUCUCUUUGUUUCAUGGCCCUCCAAAGACCCCGAAAAUGGUGCUUUGAUUCUACGCGAAGCUGUGUCACAGACGGUGACUGCUCUACCGUACCUGAGUGGCAAUGUCGUCUUAUCAAUGAAAUCUGGAGGAAUACAAAACCUGCGUCAAAUUCAGCCAGCAGAGAGCUCGACAUUAUGUGACUUUCCUAUGUUUAUGACCCGAUAUCAUCAGCAAUCAAUCAAAUCCAUUGAUUGGGAUGACCUAUCCCGCGAGCAAUUCAUUCCAGACCGCAAGCGCUCUUCCGAAAUUGACCACGUACUACGGUUCCAAGUCAAUGCUAUGAAAGAUGGACUUGUCCUAUGCAUGAGCUUUCAUCAUUCCGCUAUGGAUCUUAUUGGUGCUGCUGGCGUACUGGCGUCAUUAGCUGCGUACUGUCGUGGUCAUCCGUCUCCCAAUGGCUGGAAAACUUAUACACAGUCAAGGAAACAAAUUGCCAACGCCACGACAGCGGCUUUUAUUGCCGCUGGAGAAGAUCAUGAAGCUUCUGGAGAUAUGCAGUUCUUCUAUUCCUGGUGGUGCGCGGAAAAAAAAAAGGCUUGCCCGUCCAGCGAUGACAUGGUCACGGCGUUGAUAUGGAUAUGGAUGGUGCGGGCACGGUAUAGCCAUCAGCUUAUGCCUGCCAAAGGAGAUUCUCGUCUCCACCGAGCAAUUAACGUUCGCCCACUCUUGCAGCUUCUUACUACAAAGGCCUUUAUGGGCUGCGCAGUCAUGGCCGUGCCGUGCACCAUCUCAAGAUAUGAGAUAGCACGCCCGAGGGCACAUCCAAUUGAUGAUGUUUUACUCAUGAAUGACAUGGCAUUGAAAUUAAGGGAGGCAAUAAAUUCUUUCAACAGCGAACGUGCUAGAACGCAACUUGAUAAUUUCGAGAAAUCUAACAACUGGUUGAAUUUUCCACUCGGUGACGCUGAUAUCGAAUUCACUAGCUGGCGCAAUUCUAAGUUCUACGACUUGGACUUUGGGCCAGUGUUGGGAAAGGUUGACGACGUGGAAGUGCCCAAUAAUGACUGGAAUAGUACCGCAUACAUAUUGCCAGCCAAUCCAAACCUCGCUUCGAAAUUCGCCAACUCACAGGGUAUUCCGCCCUGGGAAAUUAGGAUUGUUCUGGAACCGGGUGAUAUGGAAUACCUAUGCCAGAAGCCUCUUCUUCUCUGGGCUUGCGACGAGGAGGUCUCUUCACGACAUCAUUUCAAUCAUCCUAUCUCGCGGCUGUGA
Penicillium angulare is the source of this 2433-nucleotide messenger RNA. RefSeq lists its product as uncharacterized. Bases 1 to 2433 code for a protein of 810 amino acids. Gene Ontology annotation, molecular function: oxidoreductase activity, acting on paired donors, with incorporation or reduction of molecular oxygen; heme binding; monooxygenase activity. Lineage: Eukaryota; Fungi; Ascomycota; Eurotiomycetes; Eurotiales; Aspergillaceae. The record is from RefSeq and is a predicted model, not a curated record. The transcript has 9 exons.